This is a messenger RNA of Thamnophis sirtalis, 1452 nucleotides long. NCBI's taxonomy places the organism in Eukaryota, Metazoa, Chordata, Lepidosauria, Squamata, Natricidae. The record is from RefSeq and is a predicted model, not a curated record.
GGAAGAAGAGUUGGUCCGUGAGAGCCGUUUCUACUUCCAGGGCUAUGGACUGGGCCAUUGCCUGCAGCACAUGAAAAGUGGGACGGCCAUGGAGAGCCCCAUCUACAGCCCGCCGGCGCCGGCCACCCUCCUGCGAGAAGGCGAGAUGCUCCGGAGGCGCUACGUGGAGCGGGCCAAGCGCAUCGACACCGUCUCCCGAGCCGUCUUCCCUUUCACUUUCUUGGUCUUCAACAUUUUCUACUGGGUGGUCUACAAAGUACUCCACCAAGCGGCCCCCUGAGCCGUGAGCGGGACCUGCCUUGCUGGCGGCUUCCUUGUGAGCUCCUGGCCCGGAGAACCAACGCACAAACAUCGACUCCUUUUCCCAAACGCCGCGCUGAGAAAUUGGGCAAACUCUGCAUGACGCUCAGGUGCGCCAAAGGGAGGUGUGGGAAACGGGCCCCCGCUCAGCAGGAUAGGAUUUGGGGUGGCUGCAUUUCAUAAGGAGGACCCCGCCGUGGGGUUGUCCUUCAUUUGCUAGAUUUGGGUUGCUCCCCUGAGGUCCAGGAAGCCUUGGAAGGACGAAAGAGCAGACGGGUAAAGAGAGAAGCUGUGGGUCACCCGGUCCGUCCCCCUGCCCAGCGCAGGCCUCUGCUCAGCUUUCCCUUAGAGGUGGUUCAGCCCCUCCCUACUUGAAAACCUCCCGCAAGGGGAACAGCAUCUCUGCAAGAUGUUCACACUGCUCGGCGGCAAUUCCCGAGAGGAAAUCCCUCCUGAGAGGACAUCUCCACCGUGUCGAGGGAGAAGGCGGAAGCGGCUUUGGUGGUCUGCUUAAGCCAAUGGCGGUCGGCUGCUCCGAGAGCUUCUGGCAGGGCUUCGGCUCCAAGCCCCGAUUGCCCUGGGAGGCACCCUCCGAAGCCCCCGUGACUCUUUCCCGGUUUGCAAAGCAGCCUUGGGUCCAAUAGAACAAUGGCCUCCUGUGCUCUGGACACCGCUGUCCUUCAGGCAGCCCAAGAUUGCGUCGGCUUUUGAGCAGCUGCAACCCGGGCUUUGCCCUUGUUCGGACUGCGCUCCAUAUGUCGUCGUCGUCCUCCUCCUCCUCCUCCUCCUCCUCCUCCUCUUCUUCACAUGCCAAUCCAGCCCGACACCCAGAGUCAGGACAAUUUUCAGGAAAACAGGAUCUGCAAAGGCAGCACAGAUCUUUCAAUUUGCACCCGCCCAGCAUUCAGACCUGUCACACACCUGUUGAAUUGCACCGUGGCUGUCUAAGGUGUUAUUCAACCCCCUUACCUUGAUAUCCUUCCCUUCCAAGCCGUCCUCUGGGCCCCUUAAAAGAGACUGUAGAGAGUCUGGUCGAGGAUGGCGCCCCCAGGGCCUGUCAAUGGACAAUGCAAAGUCACUUUAGCUGACUGUUAUCUGCAGUUCAGCGGUUCAAAUCUCACCGGCUCAGGGUUGACUCAACCUUCCAUCCUU